AAAAAUACAUUGACAAUAUAGAAAUAUAAGCAAAUUAAUAAAGUGAAGGUAAAUAGAUAUAUGCAAAAGUUACGUUGACGCUCACUAAGUUUGAAGUUCGUUUAAUGAAACAGUGAUUUAUACGUGAUUUAUUACUGGUCCGAUGAUUUCUAAAAAUCAAGAAUCCUACGAGAUGGCUAAGAUUUCUAUUUUGAUCGCAUUGUUACCGCAGUUUUGCUCGAUCAUUCAAGGAUUAGCCCCAUGUAUUGAUUACUACACAUAUAUAGCCAAACAAGGAACAAAUGAAAUAUUGGGAGAGAUCACAAUCCAAUCUCCAUCUCCAAAACUUCCUCCAUAUGAUUUGCAAGUGGGCUUUAAUACGGACUCUUGCUUACAUACAAAGGAACCUGUUGCUCAACUACAGUUGGCACAAUCGAUACCAGAAGCCAUUCAAGCUGUUCAGCAAGGAAAGUCUUUGUUAUAUCAUGUUCAUUUUCCCUUGGGCCAACCAAUUCCAAGACUAACCAAAAUACUGUUUAAUAAUCAACAGAUUUGUCCGAGCUUUGAAAAAAUAGAAACUAUCACAACUACUAAAGAAAUACGACUACUUACAUAUAACUCGACAAACGAAGAGUCAUUUUCAAUGGCGGAAACUAACAACGAAAACUCAAGCUUACCUAGAAUAGAAGACAAUAGAAGAGACCCAUCAAAUACUACUGACGGAACUAGUAACAAUGAAUGCGGUAUCAGCAAUUAUACCGACCGCAAAAAUCUUCUAGUCAUUAACGGAGAAGAGACAAAACCGGGUCAGUGGCCGUGGCUAGUGGCACUCUUCGUUGUAAGAAAAGACCAUGAAUUUAGGUGUUGUGGUUCUGUUCUGUCAACCAAACAUAUUUUAACAGCGGCGCAUUGCUUAAAGUUGAAUUUUUCCAGUAACUUUGAUAUACCUCCCAACGUAUUAAUAGUGGCUUUAGGACGAUUUAAUUUGCGCCAGUGGCGUGAGAGAGGAACUAUAAAUCGGGAGGUCGCAAGUUACACGAUACAUCCCGAUUACACUAACAAGGAUUCCGGCGAUUCCGAUCUGGCGAUUUUGAUACUCAGAACAGCCGUCGAGUAUAGCCAUUUUAUCAAACCUAUUUGCUUAUGGAUUGGUUCGAACAAUCUCGAUGAGAUUGUCAACAGAAUAGGAUACGUUGUAGGAUGGGGUCAAGACGAAUUUGGUAAUCCUUAUACCGCGGAACCACGAAUGGCGAGAGUUCCGAUUGUGAGUGAGGUAACUUGUCUCAGGAGUCACCCAAUUUUCCUUACUCUUACCUCGGAGCGCACUUUUUGCGCUGGUUUACGAUAUCAAAGUCCUUGCAAUGGUGACAGCGGGAGCGGAUUGAUGCUUUACGACUCUUCUACAGGCCGUUAUCGUUUGCGUGGCGUCGUUUCGCGGUCAAUAAUUGGCAAUGAUUUUUUGUGUGAUCUCCAGAGAUACAUUGUCUACGUCGAUGUGGCCAAAUAUAUACCCUGGAUUCAAGAGCAGAUCUCUACUACGUAAUUCUGAUCUCUUACCUUGUACAAAAUACAAGGUGUGUUAGAAGAUAAGUUUUUAAGGUUUAUUUGAAAUUAUGGUAUUUACAUUCGGCGUAAAGAUUGAAGAGAGUUACAAGUUUGAUUUUUUACGAUAAGAAAGAUUGAAAUUGUGCAAAUACCUAGAAGAGAUAAAUUAUAGAGAUAAAUAAAGCUGACGAUUAUUUA
Molecule: messenger RNA, 1722 nt
Organism: Atta colombica
Lineage: Eukaryota; Metazoa; Arthropoda; Insecta; Hymenoptera; Formicidae
Product: chymotrypsin-C-like
Exons: 6
Coding region: 143-1522 (459 amino acids)
Biological process (GO): proteolysis
Molecular function (GO): serine-type endopeptidase activity
Source: RefSeq, a predicted model, not a curated record